Molecule: messenger RNA, 2286 nt
Organism: Capsella rubella
Lineage: Eukaryota; Viridiplantae; Streptophyta; Magnoliopsida; Brassicales; Brassicaceae
Product: L-type lectin-domain containing receptor kinase IV.1
Exons: 1
Coding region: 75-2102 (675 amino acids)
Biological process (GO): protein phosphorylation
Cellular component (GO): plasma membrane
Molecular function (GO): carbohydrate binding; ATP binding; protein kinase activity
Source: RefSeq, a predicted model, not a curated record
AAGAAACAACACCAGAGAGCAGAGAGAGCAAGAAGAGAAAAAAGAGAGAGAGCUAGUAGUUAGUAGUAGUAGCCAUGUUCUUGAACCUUUUCACCAUCUUCUUGUUCAGCUUCUUUUAUCAAUCACUAAAAGCUUCUUCUCAGACUCUCAAUUUCGCUUACAACAAUGGUUUUAACCCACCGACGGAUAUAUCCAUACAAGGGAUCACCACCGUCACACCCAACGGUCUCCUGAAGCUAACCAACACUACCGUUCAAAAAACCGGUCAUGCUUUCUAUACCAAACCAAUCCGGUUCAAAGAUUCUCCCAACGGCACCGUUUCUUCCUUCUCCACGACGUUCGUCUUCGCUAUUCACUCUCAGAUCCCUAUACUCAGCGGCCAUGGCAUCGCUUUCGUCGUCGCUCCUAACCCAAGCAUUCCUUUUGGUAAUCCAAGCCAAUACUUGGGUCUUUUCAACAUCACGAACAACGGUAAUGACACAAAUCAUAUCUUUGCUGUGGAAUUGGAUACGAUCUUGAGUACAGAGUUCAAUGAUACCAACGAUAACCAUGUUGGUAUCGAUAUCAAUAGUUUAAAGUCGGAGAAUAGUAAACCAGCUGGGUGGUGGAACGAGAAAGGCCAGUUCAAGAAUCUCACUUUGAUCAGUCGUAAGCCGAUGCAGGUUUGGGUCGAUUACGAUGGUCCUACUCAUAAAAUCGAUGUCACGAUGGCUCCGUUCAACGAGGAUAAACCUCUGAAGCCGCUUGUUUCGGCUGUUAGAGAUCUUUCUUCUGUUCUUCUCCAAGACAUGUAUGUUGGGUUUUCCUCUGCGACAGGUUCUGUUCUGUCGGAACAUUUUGUUCUCGGGUGGAGUUUCGGGUUGAACGAAAAGGCUCCACCUUUGGCUUUAUCGAGACUCCCGAAGCUUCCUCGGUUCGUGCCUAAGAAGAUCGCCGAGUUCUACAAGAUCGGGAUGCCUUUGAUUUCCCUGUUUUUGAUUUUCUCGUUCAUCUUCCUCGUUUGCUACUUCGUGAGGAGGAAGAGAAAAUUCGCGGAGGAGCUCGACGACUGGGAAAAAGAGUUUGGGAAGAACAGAUUCAGGUUCAAGGACUUGUACUACGCGACCAAAGGGUUCAAAGAGAAGGAUCUUCUUGGAUCCGGUGGGUUUGGGAGUGUUUACAAAGGACUGAUGCCGGAUACGAAGUUAGAGAUCGCUGUUAAAAAAGUCUCGCACGAGUCUCGACAAGGGAUGAAAGAGUUUGUGGCGGAGAUCGUCAGUAUUGGUCGGAUGAGUCACCGGAAUUUAGUUCCUCUCUUGGGUUACUGUCGUAGGAGAGGUGAGCUUCUUCUUGUGUAUGACUACAUGCCCAAUGGAAGCUUAGACAAGUAUUUGUACAACACUCCCGAGGUAACGCUCAACUGGAAACAGAGGAUUAAGGUUAUUCUAGGCGUUGCCUCUGGCUUAUUCUAUCUCCAUGAGGAAUGGGAACAAGUGGUGAUUCACCGUGACGUCAAAGCUAGCAACGUCUUGCUAGACGGAGAGCUCAACGGGAGACUCGGGGAUUUCGGUUUGGCUCGGUUGUAUGAUCACGGGUCGGAUCCUCAGACCACGCACGUUGUUGGAACAUUGGGAUACUUAGCUCCUGAACACACUCGGACAGGACGUGCCACGACUGCUACCGAUGUUUUCGCGUUUGGGGCCUUCUUACUAGAAGUCGCUUGCGGUAGACGUCCCAUCGAGAUCCAGCAUGAGACAGACGAGACGUUCUUGCUCGUGGAUUGGGUUUUCGGGUUAUGGAACAAGGGUAAUAUCUUGGCUGCUAAAGAUCUGAAUAUGGGUUCAGAAUAUGACGAGAAAGAGGUCGAAAUGGUUCUGAAGCUAGGUCUCUUGUGCUCUCACUCCGACCCAAGGGCUAGACCAACUAUGAGACAAGUGCUACAUUAUCUAAGAGGAGAUGCAAAGUUACCAGAUUUGUCUCCGUUGGACUUAUCCGGGAGUGGGAUGAUGUUUGGCGUUCAUGACGGGUUUAGUGAAUUAGGAAUGUCGUAUUCCUCCUCCGUCUUUAAAGGGUUUACCGGUGGAUCUUCCAUAGCUGAUUCUCAACUUUCGGGAGGGAGAUGAUUAAGAUGUUUUGAAGUUAUAUGAAUGUUAUCUAUAUGUCGAUAGUGAGGUUUUGAAUAUUUGAACCUUUUUGUGUGUUUUGCAUUUUGAUAUGUAGAGACUGAUGAGAUAUGAGACUAUUGUAUAUAUACUUCAGCAUAUUUUGAAGUUACUACCUAAAGAAUAUAAUGGCCACAUGAUAACA